Molecule: messenger RNA, 1544 nt
Organism: Ananas comosus (pineapple)
Lineage: Eukaryota; Viridiplantae; Streptophyta; Magnoliopsida; Poales; Bromeliaceae
Product: non-structural maintenance of chromosomes element 4 homolog A
Exons: 7
Coding region: 149-1273 (374 amino acids)
Biological process (GO): DNA repair
Cellular component (GO): nucleus; Smc5-Smc6 complex
Source: RefSeq, a predicted model, not a curated record
AAAAAACCCUAUUUUCGCAUUUUCGUUUUCCCUCUCCCUCGCAAUAAAUUUGAUCACAUCCCAAUUCCCCUUUUCAAUUCAAAUCGACUCCUCUCCUCUCCUCUCCUCUCUCUCGAUUCCCCUCGAGAGCCCUCUUCGAGCUCCAUCCAUGGCGACUGCGGCGGCGAAGAGGGCGGCGGCGAGCGGCGGCGGCGGCAGCGGCGGCGGCGGCGGCGGAGGGGAGACGAGUCGCCAGGGCGUGGCGGAGCGCCGCGUUCUCCGGUCUCGCUACCUCGCUGUAAAGAGCCAAAUCUGUGAUGAGAGGGACGAUGUGGCGAGAGCGGAUUCGGAUAAGUUCCAGACCAUCAUCAGCCAAGUGGAGAGCUUGCACCAGCUGGUUCAGAAACCCAGGGAACAAGUGGCAGAUGCAGAGGCUCUAUUGGACCUCGCCAACACAUUGGUGACAUCAGUUAGGUCUCAAUCGGGUGAAGGAAUCACACCUUCUGAUUUUGUGGCUGCAUUGCUUAAGAACUUCAGUAGAUCGGAUGUAGAGAACAAUCCAAACCUGUUCAAGUGGGCAGAUGUUGGCCUUGGUGUCUCUCAUGUUUUCAUGGAGGCCUCUGGGUGCUCCACCAUUCUUGCCAGGGUUGGUCCCAUGAAUAUGGAGGUGAAGCAGCGUAAGGUGGCUGUAGUUCAUAGAAACCGUAGGACGAGGCCAAAUGAAAGCACUCGACCAGAAGAGCUUGGUGAGUCAGAGGAAGUGAAAAGUGACACUGAUAAGAAUAUGUCUGUAAUGUUUGAUAUACUGCGGCGAAAAAAAAGUGUGAGACUCGAAAAUCUGGUUUUGAACAGAAAAUCCUUUGCACAAACAGUAGAGAACAUCUUUGCUCUAUCAUUCCUGGUGAAAGAUGGGAGGGUUCAAAUUGAUGUGCAUGAUAGCGGGCAUCAUUUAGUUUCUCCAAGGAAUGCUCCUGCUGCUAGUUCAGUGACAUCUGGUGAAGUCUCCUACAGCCAUUUUGUCUUCAGAUUUGAUUUUAAGGACUGGAAGCUGAUGAUGGAAAAUGUUGUAGCUGGUGAGGAAGUGAUGCCGCACAGGAAUCCUCGAGGUGCAAAUGGCGGCGGCGGCGGCGGCGGAGGCGGAGGCGAAGCUGCGAGGGCCGGGCCGAGAACACCGAUAAGGAAGCUCUCCCGCAACCGGGGCCUAGUCAUGCACGAUGAGAUGGUGGUCGAGGAUUCGCCCCAGAACGCCAACUCCGGCGACCAUCGCAAGCGUAGGCGCCUCUUCGACGGUUAGCCUUGCGACUAGGUUCAUGUUUGUGGUUUGAUAUAUUUUUGGUGUAUCAUUUUAAGUUAUUUGGCCCUUCUUGACCAUGUGUAUAUUCUAACACCAAUUUCACUGGCUUGAAUAUUAUCUACUCCGCUAAUCCGAAAUUUGGGAGAAUUUUUGUAGUGAAAGUACAAGUCAAUGCAUAUAAAUGUAGUGCUAUAUUUUGUUCUAACUCUGUUAUCUUGUCAAGCCAAAAGAUGUGCUACCAUUUUAUUUUAUUUUUUUCAUUUUAGAUAAA